Messenger RNA from Spirometra erinaceieuropaei, 2693 nucleotides. Lineage: Eukaryota; Metazoa; Platyhelminthes; Cestoda; Diphyllobothriidea; Diphyllobothriidae. The record is from the annotation of a GenBank genome assembly.
AUGGUUCUGACGGCGUUGCUGAGGCUACAGGAAUCCAAAUCACCAUGUCCCGUUGAGAUUCCGGCGACGAUUUUGAAACAACUCGCCGGUGAGUUGUCUAAGCCACUCUCUAUGCUCUUCAAUAUAUCCUUCGAGACCGGAUAUCUGCCACCCGACUGGAAGUCAGCGUGGAUUACGCCGCUGUACAAGGGCGGAUUCGGGUCUCUGCGAACAAUUACAGACCUGUCAGCCUCACCUCCAUUUGCUGUAAGAUUAUGGAGAAAAUAAUUAAGUAACAAUGAAUGCAGUUCCUUGAACAAAACCAUUUGCUUUCCGAUUUCCAGCGUGGAUUCCGCAAAAACAGAUCCUGUGUGACAAAUCUGCUCUACUGUCUGUAACACUGGACUAGGGCCGUUGAUAGAGGGAAUAUGGUGCAUGUCAUCUAAAUCGACUUUAAUAAGGCCUUCGAUAGUGUGCCUCACCACCGCCUUCUACACAAACUUAGCCGGUCAGGAGUGCGAGCUAAGCUUCUGAUGUGGAUUCGGAGCUUUUUAAUCGGCCGCUCUCAAGCCGUCCAGGUCAGUGACCAGCAAUCUGCCGAGGUUGCCGUUAGGAGUGGUGUUCCCCAAGGCUCUGUUCUGGGCCCUACACUGUUCCUCGUAUACGUCAAUGACUGCGCAAACGAACUGAAUUGCGAUGUCGCAUUGUUUGCCGAUGACAUAAAGAGCUGGAGUACCAUACGAAGCGAAGUUGACGAGGCGCAACUGCAGACAAACCUGGACCACAUCGAUCAAUGGUCGAAAGACGGGCUUCAACCGUUCAACGUAAACAAGUGCAAUUUCCUGCGCGUCGGCAGAACCAGUUCUCCUAACCACACGGUCUUCCGUCUGACUGACAAAAGCACUGCAAGAAGUCUACGCCCAGAAGGACUUGGGUGUAUGGAUCACAACCUCGCUGAAGCGUUCGUUGCAAUGAUCAAACUUGGCCAAUUCGGCGACAUUCAUUCUAUACCUCGUCAAACGGGCGUUCUCCUGCUUUAAUGAAGACUGCUUCGCCAAGGUCUUUCAAACCUUCGUGCGACCGCAUCUGAAGUUUGCUAUCCAAGCAUGGAGACCCUGGACCGCUAAAGACUUUGGCAUACUUGAAAAAGUUCAACGGCGAGCAAGGAAACUUGUAUCUGGGCCGUGGUCACUACCCUACGAAACACGAUUAGCUAAUCUUGCCCUCUUUCCUUUGAGUUACAGACAGCUACGUGGGGACCUGAUACAAGCAUUCCGCAUCGUGCGCAAUCAGGGCUGCUGCCUCGCAUCAGGAGACUUCUUCGAGUUGGCGACUACGACAAACAUGAGAGGCCAUCCACUCAACCUGCGUGUGACUAGUGCCCGGCUAGAAACACGAAAGUUCUUCUUCUCUAACAGAGUGGCUGCAGCUUGGAAUGCCUUGCCUGAGAAUGUUGAUAUGUCGGCAUACGUCGAUACUUUUAAACGGAGGCUAGAUCAAGAUUGGAGCGCGCACCACAAUAACGGCGGUCUACAGCCACCUUGAUAGCCAACGUUGACAAUUUAGUGUUAUGGCGAUGCUACUACCAACAUUUAAGUAACACGUGUUUAUGUAAUUUACUGAUCUGAGCCACGUCGCACACCGCUGCUCGCAUUCACCACGAUGCCUGUAGACUAAAAUUUUUUACUUCUUUUCCCGUAUCUUGAGUCUGCUUCAAAUGUCCGCUGGAUUUUAUUAACAAAACAAGUUAAUGUGCCUCUAAACUCUGUUAACGCAUGACAUUCUGUGUACAUCAGUCAGGUUUUUGCUUUUCCCAUCGCAUUUCCUUCAUGAUACUUCCUCUCCAUUUCCUCCACAUAUAUCCUCUGCAUGUAAAAAAUGCGGAUUACAAAGGUACACACCUACAUUCCUCGAAAAGUACUGAUACUGAUAUUGAUACUGACUCUCUGGACUGCGUCUACACGGUGGUCUGUGUCUACUACGUGAGCGUGCGAGGAUCGACCACUUGAUGUUCAUUAUUUGACGCCUUCAUAACCUGGCGCGCAUGGAGAUGUUCAUUUGGAUUUGGCGGGCGGUCGGACAGGCGGGCGGUCGGCCGGGUGGGUGGGUGGUUAGCUGGCUUAGUGGCUUUGACCCAUGCAAACUGUGGGCGCAACCUGUAGAAAAUUCUUCUGGGCGCAUAGGGCCGGUCCGCUCCGCGUAGCCUGAUUGCAUUCCGGCUAUUCCAUCGUUUCAAGUUCCUGUUCGCUGAUUCAGACACCACGGUCUCUUCGUCAGCAUAAGUCCUGGAGAAACUCAAAGCAGUAAGCCUCCAUCCAAAUUUGGUCUUGGUAUCUUUGGAUGCUACAUCCCUUUUUACUUCUAUUCCCCAGGACCUGGCCAUCGAGACAAUACAGCUGCUUCUACAAAGCAAAUACGAUGGAACGGGGAAUCGUCUUGGACGCGCCGAAGUCCUUCAGCUACUGAAGUUCUCUCUCAGGACGUACUUCACGUUCGACUGGACAAUCUACGAAGAGGUGAAGGGCACACCAAUGUGUCCGCCGAUUUCGGGGUUCAUCGUGGAGGCGGUCCUGCAACGGUUAGAUUCGCUGGUCUUCCAACAUCACAAACCGAACUUCUGGGCCCGGUAUAUGGAUGGUACCUUCGUGCUUAUCGACCUGGAUCAACUGCUGACAUUUAAGGAACGUCUGAAUGCGGUCGUCCCGGAUAUAUAA